Molecule: messenger RNA, 327 nt
Organism: Naegleria fowleri
Lineage: Eukaryota; Heterolobosea; Eutetramitea; Acrasida; Naegleriidae
Exons: 1
Coding region: 1-327 (108 amino acids)
Molecular function (GO): protein binding
Source: RefSeq, a predicted model, not a curated record
AUGUAUUGUGGCAGAUGUGGUCAUCCGGUGGAUUAUGAAAAAGCAAUAUCAUUGUUUGAAUCAUCGGAUUCUCUCAAAUCUCACUACUUUUCUCAAAACAUGAUGGGAAAUAUUUAUUCGAAUGGAAAUGGAGUCGACAUUGAUUAUACUAAAGCUAAGGAAUAUUAUGAAAUGGCUGCAAAACAAAAUUAUUCAAGUGGUUUCCAUAAUUUGGGAAAUAUGUAUUAUUAUGGAAAUGGAGUACAACAAGACUUCACAAAGGCAAUGGAGUUAUUUGAAUUGGCAGCUCAAAAACUCAUUACGAUGUUACAUGUAACAAAUAUUUAG